AUGAAAAAACUUGUCGUGUUGAUAUUGUUGUUCGUUUUGGCCACAUGGAUGGUUGGUGUUUUGGCUGUCGACGAGGACCAUGAUGAAAAACUUUCUUCAGAAUUUGCUGCAGCGUUUGCAAAAUAUUCAGAUAUUGAAAAAGCAUCAUCGUUGAUGCAUUCCGAUUUUGUGAAAAUUCAAUCAUCAUCACCAACCGAUACUGUGUCAUCGUCAUCAUCACACACGAAUCACUUUGUUUUAAAAACACGAAUGGAAAAUGACGAAUUUGUUAAAUCGAUUGCUCACAAAUACGGUUUGACGUUUGUUCGGAAAAUUCCAUCUUCUGAUGGCAGUGUCAAUUAUAUUUUACGUGGUGUUGGCGUCAUGGACGAGUCCUACGGUCUAUCUAAUCAUAAUAUGGAUACUGUUCAGGCCAUGAGUGGUAAAAGUGCUCUCCUCACUGCACAAACUAUUCAAAAUAUUGUCAAGAAAAAUUCGGAUACUGUUCUCGAGUUUUAUAGAGCCAAAAAACAGAACUUUUCAAAGAGAUAG
Messenger RNA from Naegleria lovaniensis, 531 nucleotides. RefSeq lists its product as uncharacterized. The record is from RefSeq and is a predicted model, not a curated record. The transcript has a single exon. NCBI's taxonomy places the organism in Eukaryota, Heterolobosea, Eutetramitea, Acrasida, Naegleriidae. The coding region runs from base 1 to 531 and encodes 176 amino acids.